Mandrillus leucophaeus (drill) is the source of this 758-nucleotide messenger RNA. RefSeq names its product phosphatidylserine decarboxylase proenzyme-like. The record is from RefSeq and is a predicted model, not a curated record. Lineage: Eukaryota; Metazoa; Chordata; Mammalia; Primates; Cercopithecidae. Bases 1 to 543 code for a protein of 180 amino acids. The transcript has 3 exons.
AUGGCGACGUCCGUGGUGCACCGGUUCCUGCGAUUACUGCACGGGGUCGCGCCGUGGCGGAGCAGCCUCCAUCACCGUGAGAUCACUGCCCUGAGCCAAUCUCUACAGCCCUUGUGGAAGCUGCCUUUUAGAGCCUUUCGCACAGAUGCCAGAAAAGUCCACACUGCUCCUGCCCGAACCACGUUCCUGCUGCGUCCCCUGCCCAUUCUGUUGGCGACAGGUGGCGGGUAUGCAGGGUACCGGCAGUAUGAGAAGUACAGGGAGCGAGAGCUGGAGAAGCUGGGAUUGGAGAUUCCACCCAAACUUGCUGGUCACUGGGAGGUAGGAAUGAGGCGGAACUGCCUUGGGUUCUUGUCCAGCAAACUGUCUGUCACUUUUCCAGUUGUUCCAAAGUUGAAAUGUUUGAACAAGUCAAAUAUGCUUUCUUGGAGCUCACGUCUCUGGUCGGUUUUGGCCAGAUACAGGACUUAUAACUUAGGUGUCAUGUCAAGCUUGUCUUCUGUCCCCAGACCUAACCCUGGUCUCCCCAAGGGUUCUAAGUAGAAAUUUCAUGCUGUUGAAGUCUCAGAGCGUACAUCUUGAAUUGGUGCUGACAUCCUGGCUGUUCUGCUAUUCUUUCCUUGUUAGUCGGAAGAGGGCUGAAACUAUUGAGCUUUUGUGAUGUGGAUUAGUUCUCACCAGGAACCAGACAGAAAUAAUCAAAUUCCUUUGUCAUUAUUGCUCAGAAUGCUUCCUUCCAUCAUAGUCACACGAUAGGG